GAAGGGAAAGAGAGCUUCGCAAGGGGACACGUUCUCAAGGCCUGGUCUCCCUCAUGUGGAGGCGGCAGUGACGGCAGCGACCCUUGGAGAAGUACAGGAAUUCCGCGAAUUCCACGAAGGUGCCGCGGACUGGCUUGGGCUCCACCAGGAUUGCCAGGAGGGCCUGGAGAGCCAACUGCCCCAGACCCAACCCGAGAUGACGCGCAUGCUCGAGUGCGCGGGUGUGGCUUGGGGCCCCGUCGCUGGAGAGGACUACUUCGAAACCAUCUCCCUGCUGCGUGCAGUCACGAGCGCCACCAGCUUCACAAACUUCGUGGUGGUGGAGGUGGGCUCCGGGAUAGGCUACUGGGCACCGAAAGAGUCUCUGGUGCCCACAGCGUCGGCAGCCGCUAAUCUCCAGCGCAAUGGUAUAUAUGAGCUUUGCAAUGUCACUUUCUACCAGUCAGCUGCAACUGCCCAACUACUGGACAGCCUCAUCCAGUCUUUUGGGGCCGUGGACCUUGUGCAUGUGGACAUCCAGGAGACCCAUCCUUCACUCACCACUGCCCCCCUGGCCUUUCUGAAGGAAGGUGCAACACCUCUUCAUUGGUACACACGGGCGGCUCAUACACCGGGAGGUGCGGACCUGGCUCGUGGCACACGGCUUCUCCCUGGACUUCGACUACGUGGGCAAAAGCUUCCUGCCGACAGCCUAUGGCCCGGUCGUCUUCGGCGACGGGGUCCUUGCCGCAAGAAAGAAGGCUUUGGACUGGUGAUGGCCGGUUCCGCAGUCUCCUGGCUCAGCACAAGCGCGGCGGACAUUUACACCUCAUAUCUAAACAGUCAAAUCUGA
Messenger RNA from Symbiodinium natans, 832 nucleotides. NCBI's taxonomy places the organism in Eukaryota, Dinophyceae, Suessiales, Symbiodiniaceae. The record is from the annotation of a GenBank genome assembly.